This is a messenger RNA of Amphibalanus amphitrite, 3069 nucleotides long. RefSeq names its product mucin-5AC-like. The record is from RefSeq and is a predicted model, not a curated record. The coding region runs from base 116 to 2473 and encodes 785 amino acids. NCBI's taxonomy places the organism in Eukaryota, Metazoa, Arthropoda, Thecostraca, Balanomorpha, Balanidae. The transcript is spliced from 4 exons.
UCAGUGAGAGGAUCGGUCUCACGAGGGUCCGUGGAUCGCCAGUCAUACACAGUGUGUGGACUCGGCUGGCCUGUGCCUGGUGCGUUACACCCGGGAGCCGCCGGAAGGUGAAGCGAUGUGGACCGUCACCAGACUGGCGACCCUGCUGUCGGUCGCCACACUGGCUUCACAGGACCACCUGCCGGGCAGCUGCAUGUUCGAGGGUCGCUCCGUCCCGGACGGGGCGCGGAUGGCCAAAUCGGACCCCUGUCACCUGUGCCACUGUCACGACGGCCGGCUGGAGUGCGUGUGGAAGCACUGCGGCCCUCCGCCUCCCGGCUGCCGCACCCUGGAGACGGACAACGCGUGCAACCAGACCGUCUACGUGUGUCCUCUGCCCGAAGAUAACGACAACACAAGCUCGUCCAGUUCUUCUGAGAGCAUCACGUCAUCGACCACCCUCGGCCCGUACUUUCCAGCUCUAACCUCAUCUACGCCGUCCUCGGAUUCGCCUCUGACAACGCAGUUCUCCCUGCUGCCGCCACCUCUGCCGUCUCUCUCGCCCUCACUGGAGGGCCGUCAGUCCGAGACGGAUGAGCCAGGCACGGGACCAACCUACUUCAACGAGUUCUCGUCGGCCCCGAUGAACUUCAGCGCUGCGUUGAGCCGCGGUGAGGGUCCACGUUCACCGAGUCGUCAGCCAGAGCGACAGGGAGAUUCAGAGGACGAUCGACUCCGCUUCAGCUCUCCCAAACCAUGGGAAGGACCAUCCGAUGAAGAGACUUCGGAAAGAACGUCUGAGAGAACCACAGACCGGACGACGCUGAGGGCACUCGGAAGAACGAGCUAUCGUCCGGGGUCGCGGAGGCCGUUCCGAAUUUCCAGGCCACACACAGUUUCACCAGCGGAGCGAGAGGAAACGCAGGCCACGCAAAGUACUGACCGUUGGACCUCCACAAAGGCGUUGGGAAGAACCCAGUCGAGUACAUCAUCAAGGGACACUACCUGGACAACGCGAACAACACCGCGCACCAGACCAUGGACCACAUCACAAACGACCGUGCGCAGCUCUUCAUUAUUCCGAGAGGAGGGUUCAGCUAGGCCGAAUUCAAAGCCUCGGCUCCGGUUCCCGAAGCGGCCGAAUUUGCUCUUGGCUGUUCGGGAGAGGCUACGAUCGGAGGAAGAUGGCGAUGAGGAAACCACUCGGCCUUCGUUCCACCAGCCCGAAUCUGAACCUCUCCGGACCACCCAUCACCCCAUCCUGAGACCCCGCAUCCGCCCUCUGUCACUCGCCGAGCCCAGCAAACUGGUGCAAACCACGGCCGAACCGGAGACAGUCUCAGCUCCCGUCACCGAACCUCGCAGACUAGGAUCUCGUCCCAGUCGUCGACAGCUGAAGACGCUGUCCACCACAAGGCAUCGCCUGCAGAGGCUGUUCCCGUCUACGGUCAGACCGGACACCGGUAGAAGCUCCGAAGAUCUGCGCUCGCGUGAACCCGACCUCACGACAAUCAAGCCGGAGGCUUCCACGUUUUCCUCUUCUCGACGACGAGUGAGACCGCUAUCCGCCUUCCAGUCUCUGAGUUCCUCGAGCCCCAUUCCUCGACCCCGAUCUCGAUUCCCCUCGACAUCUCCGCAAGCUCGUCUAUCCUCUUUCUCCCCUUCCAACUUUGACGUCAUCUCCCCCUCCAGUAUAGGCAACACAGAUCGAUCCAGUUUCCCUACAUUCCAAGAAGCCAGCGCUAGUACGCCCGACAGUGCUACUCCACUCGAGCAAGGGCCUCCGUUCCUCGCGGUGCCAGCAGCGGUACCCCUGGCGGCUCCUGUGGUCAGCUUUGACUACGAUCUGGAGGACGAUAGUAUCGACCUCACAGAGUACGAGUUUCCGGAGUUUGGUCGCCGCCUGAGGCGCGAAACGUCAAAAUCAGAGUCACAAGAAGACGUCGAACAAGAGAGAGGAGACACCGGUGGGUCUGGGGCGAAAUUUAGAGGAAGACGAAACGUGCGAGAUGAACAAGCUGAAGAAGGAGAGAGCUGGCGAGCUAACCGUCUUCGACGAUCACUCCUCCCUGGCGACGAGAGGCACGAUCACGGACAUCACGGACAUCAUCGUUCCCAUCCUCACUCCCGAGACCAUCGUGAUCCCGAUCUAAAUCGCGAAGACGACCUGAAGUCGAGUCGAAACCGGCUCGGUGAGUACCGAGGAAUCGGUGCGAAGAAGUCCGAGAGAAAUUUGCGUCGACCGGGCCGCCGUAUUGAAGACAAUAAAGCAGAAGAGGACUUUAGAAGUUUCCAGUCUCUGGGACAGAACCCGAGUGAGCUCAGCGUCUGCUUCGUCUCGGGACUGCGAUUCAAGCUGGGAGAAGUAAUAGAGGCAGCAUCGGACGGCUGUCUGGAGUGCCGCUGCGCCGGCGCCGCCAUGUUCUGCUACCCAAAGUGCUGUUUCUACACCACGGAAGCGCCGACGGACGGUCAGACGCAGUUAGUGCUCUGACCUUCCGGUGACCCCAGAUGACCUUUCGGUGGCCCCAGGUGACAGGUCGUGUCAGUGUUUUGUCAACGGUGACAGAGCAGAAGCCAGACGUGUGGCGAAACAGGAAAGGAGAGCUUGGGCAACGGUGCAGCAAUAAGGAGUGUGAGGAUGCAUAUGUGUGCAACAGGGAAGUUCAGAAGCUGCUUAUUUUAAUGAAGCAAUAAAGCUAUUUGUGGUUUACGUUAUUGAGCCAUAAUGAUUGCCCGUGCACUAUUGUAAUUAUCUUUGCGGGAUUGUUCUUUUGGCCGAAACAAAAUAUAUCAAACGAUAUUGUUUCGAACAACAUUCAAUUUAGUCGGUUUAUUUGCAGCUUCUAGGAAAUAUGGCUAUUCAAUUUAUGCGGAUAAUGAAAUGUGAAUGAUAAUUAUCGUUUUAACGACGAUUAGUCGUGCUCGUAUAUCUUCUAAGUUGAUGUUGAGUUGAAGCUUCCAGCUUCUAAAUGUCUAAGUUGUAUUUUCUAGCCAGUAACAUGUCUACAUGAAUAAAUACUGUGUUCAUUGUCCAUAGCGUUGUCCGCUGUCAUUCAAUAAACCGGCGCAUGUCGACCCAAUGUUCAC